AUGGCUAACCAAGGCACGUGCGGAUAUAGCUGGGCCUCUUCCACUGCAGGGGUGGUGGAAUCUGCCCACUGCAUUGCCACGGGCCAGCUCUUGGACUUGCUGGAACAGCAAGAGACCAGCUGCACCACCACCAGAGGCAGAAAGGGCUUCCCAUGGUAUGCCAUUGACUGGAUGGAUGGCAAAUCGAGUGUGAAGCAAAGGCUGGCCCUCGACAAACGCGUGAAAACCACCGGCGAAGCGGUCUUAGCUUCGGCGUCGAACGGCCAACCCGUGGCGGUGCCCGUGGAAGCCGGGAACGUUAUGUGGAACAACUACAAGAGCGGGGUCAUAUCCGAGUGCCCAGGCGCCCAGUCGGACCAACCAUACCGCCAUCGCCGUGGGUACAAUGGAGACUCGUACAUGAUCAAAAACUCGUUUGGGGCCCCAGCUCAAGGGAGAUGCAGGGUAUAUCCACCUCCAACGCAACGGCGGCGGCAAAGGAACGUGCUACGACCUCCCGUCGCCAUCCCCCAAGUCGUUGCUGAUCCCACGCCUACCACCACCAGCCAAAGUCCGUCGACAACUACUGCCCCCGCGACUACUUCCAGUGUUCGUGUUACCCCCUUACCAACUUCAUGCACCCCUGUGUCCACCGAGCGCUCCUUUGUCGAUGACGCCAGUGCGACCCCUAGUGAUAAGUGCAGCAAUAACCGCAAUGCGUACGUAUGGCCGUUGACCAAGUGA
Molecule: messenger RNA, 723 nt
Organism: Aphanomyces astaci
Lineage: Eukaryota; Oomycota; Saprolegniomycetes; Saprolegniales; Verrucalvaceae
Exons: 1
Coding region: 1-723 (240 amino acids)
Biological process (GO): proteolysis
Molecular function (GO): cysteine-type peptidase activity
Source: RefSeq, a predicted model, not a curated record